AUGAUCAUAUGGAACGAUACAACGCCGCAAGGCGGCUUACACUACGGCGGCUUACACUACGGCGGCUUACACUACGGCGGCUUACACUACGGCGGCUUACACUACGGCGGCUUACACUACGGCGGCUUACACUACGGCGGCUUACACUACGGCGGCUUACACUACGGCGGCUUACACUACGGCGGCUUACACUACGGCGGCUUACACUACGGCGGCUUACACUACGGCGGCUUACACUACGGCGGCUUACACUACGGCGGCUUACACUACGGCGGCUUACACUACGGCGGCUUACACUACGGCGGCUUACACUACGGCGGCUUACACUACGGCGGCUUACACUACGGCGGCUUACACUACGGCGGCUUACACUACGGCGGCUUACACUACGGCGGCUUACACUACGGCGGCUUACACUACGGCGGCUUACACUACGGCGGCUUACACUACGGCGGCUUACACUACGGCGGCUUACACUACGGCGGCUUACACUACGGCGGCUUACACUACGGCGGCUUACACUACGGCGGCUUACACUACGGCGGCUUACACUAA
Schistocerca piceifrons (Central American locust) is the source of this 555-nucleotide messenger RNA. RefSeq names its product shematrin-like protein 2. The record is from RefSeq and is a predicted model, not a curated record. Bases 1 to 555 code for a protein of 184 amino acids. The transcript has a single exon. Lineage: Eukaryota; Metazoa; Arthropoda; Insecta; Orthoptera; Acrididae.